AUGAUCGGUGGUCUGAACUACCUGACGGCCUUGGACUACAUGACGGCUUGUAGAUUGCAUCCCCAAGAGACCGUGUUGUGCGUGAGGAGUCUGGUGCCAUGGAAUUACAGAGGACUGCUGCUCACAGUGCUUCUGGAGCAAGGAAGGGUGAUGCUGGAGGCGACUGGGACAGAGCGGUCGCCAUCUUGUGUCAGUGAAAAGAAGUUGAAGGAGGCAGAGGAGGAGGCGAGCAAGAAGGACAAGCACAAGUCAGGGACCCCGGCAGGAGUGCAGUGCUUGGCUUCUCUUCUCUCUGAGCUGCAGCCUGCCUCAGACGGCCCUCAGAUCCUCAGUGCAGACUCUCUGUACCAGCUGGGCCGAGUGGAGGAGGCCUAUCGUCUGCUGCUGUCCAUCGGCUCCGGAUCCCCCAAAGCCCCAGUCCUGGCCCGACUGGCUCUGCUGCAACUGCAUCGGGGCUUUCUCUAUGACACCAAUCAGUUGUUGAAAAAGCUGAUCCAGUGCGGCGACACAAGCUGCUUGCGCCCCCUGCUGGCCGUGGCCCAUAAGAAAGAUCGGUCUCAGCUGCAGAAACAUUGUCACUUUGUCGCCAAACGAAUCCUGGAGAGUCUGAGAGAAGAGAACAUGAGAGAAGCAGUGGCCUAUCUGUCCAUCGGAAUCAUGGCUUCUGAUGAAGAUGCCUCGGAGUCGCUGCUGGAGAGAGCUCGGUGUUACGCCUGUUUGGGCCAAAGAAAAACCGCCAUAUAUGACUUCAGUGCCAUUUUAAAAGAUAAACCCAAACACGUGCCAGCACUGUGUGGCAGAGGCUUCACCUUCCUCAUGCUCAACCAACAAAAGGAAUGCACUCAGGACCUGCUGGCUGCUCUGCUCAUCUACCCUGAUGAAGUGAGCAAAGACAUCCUGUGUUUGAAGGAGAAGGCUCGCAGACUGGUGUGCAACUGGCUGCAUGAGUUCUGCCUUUGUAAACUGUCCCAGACUCUGUCCUGCCACGGCCUCCUGCUGCCAGAAGAAACACUGAGAGAGGAGAGUGCGGUGUGCAAAACCCUGCUGGAAACAGAAAGCAGGGAUCCAAGAUGGCACCUGCUGUCUGUGGAUCUGCUGCUGGCCAAAGGUGAUUUGAAAGCAGCCCAUGCUCAGUUGGUGCAGGUUUUUGGGCAGGAUCCUCGAGAUGCCGUGGCUCAGGGGCGACUGGGGGUGAUGGAGGCCUGGGAACAGAAGUAUUGCAUCGCGGCUGUGAGACUCAGUAAACUCAGCGACAACCACACAGAGGUGCUGGACUCACUCCUGCAGCUCAUACCUCCCAACCACAGGAAGCGGACCGCCAAGGCAGCAGCAGCAGAAGCAAGCAGAGUCUCCUCCAGUGGCCAGUGGGACCAGGCCUUGUCCCUUCUCACCGUAUCGGUCCAAGCCAUGGGUAACCUCAAACUUCAGUACCUCCGCCAACGGGCCGCAUGCCUGGCUCAACUGGGACUCCACCACCACGCCGUCUCCGACUUGGACCGAGUCAUCCUGCGCCACCACACGCCCCCUACUGGUGAAGAUGAGCUCAAAAUCCAGACGGAGGACUUGUGCAGGCGAGGUAGGAGUUUGGUGCUAAGCUCAAAAGACAGUCCAGCGUUGGAGGAUUUCACCAAAGCUCUGGUACUGCACCGGGACCAAGCCGUGGGAUGCAUAGAGUCUGGUUUAGGCCGGAGCAAAGCGGUGGAGUGCUUCCUCAAGGGGGCGCUACAACAGUACGGGGAACAGCGAUUGGACAAGGCCUGGACGCUGGUUGAAUGUGGGUUAGCGGUGGACAGUGAGAACGCAGAGUUAAAGAGACUUAGAUCAAGGGUGAAGAGAGAAGUGGCCAGUCCCUGUAAUGUGAAUUAG
Knipowitschia caucasica is the source of this 1866-nucleotide messenger RNA. The record is from the annotation of a GenBank genome assembly. NCBI's taxonomy places the organism in Eukaryota, Metazoa, Chordata, Actinopteri, Gobiiformes, Gobiidae.